Molecule: messenger RNA, 411 nt
Organism: Haemonchus placei
Lineage: Eukaryota; Metazoa; Nematoda; Chromadorea; Rhabditida; Trichostrongylidae
Source: the annotation of a GenBank genome assembly
AUGGCCACUUCGACUUGGGAUCCUUCCCUUGUAAGAUUCAGAAUUGGAGACUUAGCUGUUGCUAGUGAUAUCGAAAAAGCCUUUCUCCAAGUGAGACUUCAGUUGAAAGACAGAGAUGCAACUCGUUUUCUGUGGAUGAAAGACGUGAAUCAACCAGUGAUCCGAGAUAACCUCAUCACAUACCCCUUCAAUCGUGUCACUUUCGGAUUAAUAUGCUCGCCAUUUCUCCUUGCCAGAACGAUCAAAUACCAUCUUAAACAUAAUUCGAAAAAUCCUGGAAUUUCUCACGAAAUACUGAACAAUACAUACAGUAGCGUUCAAAAGUCUUCGGUGAAAUGCAUUGACGCUUUUUCAUUCAUAACUUUUUUCUUAGUGAACCAAAUCGCGAGAAAUUUGGAUAUGUUUUACUAG